AUGAAACCAGAUAAGCUAGAGUUGGCAGUCAUGGUUUGCGCCGGUUGCAUUGCUUUUGCUGUUAUUGUGGCCUCAAUCGCCUAUUAUGGUUUGUUAGAGCUUGAAAAUGUUUGCACAUGACUUUGAAAUUUUCAGUCUGGCGAUGGGCUCUGGAUCAGAAGCUGACCCAGCUUUCCAAACGAACGGUUGCGAUCUCCGGCUGCGACUCUGGAUUUGGGCAUUUAUUGGCGAUUAAGUUAGUUUCGCUCGGAGUGCCAGUAAUUGCUGGGUGCUACAGCUCAAAGGUAAAUGGAGGCGAUUAUUCAGUUACCUCGGCAUAGUGCUGCUGCUGAUAAGAGAAAGGACAUUGGCUAGAAAUUUGUUGAUAUUCGAAGAAUCAUUUUCCCUUGUUAAAAGAGAAAACAGUAAUGUAACUUAAGGGAGAAGAAGAUCUCAAAAAAGCGGUCAGAAAUUCGAAGCUACUUACAACUUUCCCUCUGGAUGUCAGCAGUGACGACAGUGUGAAAAAGUUUGCGACUCAAGUUGGAGAGACUGUUGGCAAAAAUGGUUCAUAUCUGUUUCCACUUAUCACCUUUACCUGCUUCAGGUCUAUGGGGAGUCGUCGCAAACGCUGGCGUGUUGGGAAAUUCCGGACCUGAUGAUUGGCUCAACGCAAAUGAUUACAUACAAGUAAUUUCCAUUUCUAUAUUACUAUAAUGAAAAAACUUCAGACGAUGCAAGUUAACACAUUCGGCGUCAUGAGAUUUAUUCAAAACCUGAAGAAAUAUGUCAAAACCCAGAAGGGCAGGUAUUUUCGAACCGUAUGAAUAGAUUAAUUUUUAAUCAUUGAGAGUCGUCAUAAUCUCUUCGAUUUCUGGAAGAACGCCCAGGCCGACGGUUGGGCCAUACUGUGUUUCCAAACAUGCCGUAGAAGCGUACGCUGACGUCAUCAGGUAAAGAUUUGUUUUCAACAGAAAAAAUAUGAAAAAUUUGUAGACACGAGCUAUGUGACUUUGGAGUGAGCGUGCAUCUAUUGGAACCCGGUUUCUUCACUACAAAUAUCACUCAAACUGCAACUAAAGACUUGGACCAAGUUUAUAUUUUUUUUUAUCACAAUUUAUCACCAUUUGCAAAGUUUUUUUUCCUGAACUCGCCCUUGCUCGCAGCCUUAGAAGUAAACCUACAAGAGGUUUUGACAAAAAUCAUGUUUUCUUUUCUUAAUUUGCUGAUCACGCGAAACCGUUAUCUCAAGUUCUUUCGAGCCUGCGAUGACUGAAAAAUUUGUUUUGAAGAAAAAAAAAUAAUAAAAUGGAAUUAAGGUCUGGGAACGGCUUGACGCUGAAACAAAGAAAGAAUACGGAAAGCAAUUCUUCGAUGAUUGUAAGAAUUCAACUUUAUAUCUUCAGACAAGUAAAAAAGGAAUUCAGACAAGGAAUCGCGUUUCUCGCGACUGUCUCACUGUGCGGACGACUUGAACCCUGUCCUGGAUGCCUACACUCACGCGUUGCUUGGAAAGUACCCGAAGACACGGUACUGGGUCGGCUGGGACACGAUUCUCUUUUACAUCCCACUAGCGACGUUACCAACUUUUGCUCAAGACGCUUUCAUUCGAUUCCAGAGAAGAAAUAGACCCGUUCCUGAAGCUAUGAAAAGGAAUCACUGA
This is a messenger RNA of Caenorhabditis auriculariae, 1642 nucleotides long. The record is from the annotation of a GenBank genome assembly. NCBI's taxonomy places the organism in Eukaryota, Metazoa, Nematoda, Chromadorea, Rhabditida, Rhabditidae.